Styela clava is the source of this 2353-nucleotide messenger RNA. Its product is annotated as arrestin domain-containing protein 3-like. Gene Ontology annotation, cellular component: cytoplasm. Lineage: Eukaryota; Metazoa; Chordata; Ascidiacea; Stolidobranchia; Styelidae. The record is from RefSeq and is a predicted model, not a curated record. Gene Ontology annotation, biological process: protein transport.
CGCUAACAUCUGUUUUAGUCUAUAUAUCGUCGACGAAAGAUACUUGUUUACAAGCAUAUAUGUUUUUUUAUUAGGUGAAAAGUGAAUUUUGUAUAACGCUUCACAGAAAGUAUAUUCUAAAAUUCAAUCAUGGGAAAAAUUGUUUCAUUUGGAUUUGUAUUUUCUGACAACAAGACAGUAUAUUUUCCAGGCGAUUUUGUAAGUGGACAUCUUGUCGUGGAUAUUCUCCGACCGAUGAAAAUUAAGGAAAUCAAAAUAAGAUUUUUCGGCAAAGCUCAUGUUCGUUGGAAAACUACAGAGAUGGUGAAUGUUCCCAAUCUGCACGAAAGCAUACAUGCCAGCCAAACAAAUAGGCAAUCUGUUACUAGAAAUUACUCCGCUACACAAAACCUUUUUAACCAACAUAUGUUGUUGUAUGGAAGAGAAGUGAAUGGCGAACAUAGCUUACCACAGGGACAGACUAUUUUACCAUUUGAAUGCCAACUGCCACAUCCUCUACCGUCAUCGUUUGAAGGAGAAUUCGGAUACAUACGAUACUCUGUUAAAGCAACAAUAGUUAGAGAAUGGAGGCUCGAUUGUACAACGAAAAAAUAUUUUACAGUUCUUGAUAGUCUUGAUCUAAAUCGUAUACAAGAUAUUACGAAUCCGUCACAAAAUUAUGAUUCACAGUCAAUAGCGUGUUCGUGCACAAGAAGUGGAAUAAUUGAAGUUGAUUUUUCUUCAGACAGAACUGGUUACGUGCCAGGCGAAUAUAUAAAAAUAAAUGCUAAUAUUUCUAAUUCAAGUAACAGCAGAGUCAAAUCAAGCUCAGUCAAACUUCUACAGACAGUGACGUUUUAUGCUUCAUCAAAAACACGAAGAAAAACCUACGUGAUAAAUGAUGUGACUGGUCCUUCAGUUCCAAAGCGUAAAACAUUCAAUUGGGCAGACGCAGUUCUUCACAUACCUCCUCUUCCUCCGUCAGAAUCUCGAAAUUGCAGAAUUAUCGAUAUCGACUAUUCGUUAGUUUUCCAUGCUAGACUCCGAGACUUCACACCAGAUAUUCGCAUGUUUGUUCCAAUCAUACUAGGAACGGUGCCAAUCGAUAGUCUUGAAAUGUACAGUAGAACAACAUUAAAUGGAUAUACAAUGUCUUCAGUCAUUCCGAGUGCCCCCACAAGAGAUGCGAUUUCAGCUGAAAACUCUGAUCCUCCUCCAAACUAUACGUCUCAGAUGCCACCACCGCCAUCGUAUGCUGCUGCUACUGGAUCAAUACCUAUUUUAAGGGAUGAAGAGGAUGGCGAAGAUGAACAUUAUAAUGAAGAACACGAGGCAUUUGCCCCCAGAUACACAUAUUAUGACUGGGAUCAUAAUUCCUGAGAAAUCAUCAUAAUAUAAAAUGUGAUGUGAAUGAGCCGAAUGUGAAAUGAAAAAUCUAGAAACUUAACAAAUAAUCUGAAUUGGCAAGCUGUUGAAGAUGGCCAGAAAAUAUUCACAUAAAUAUAUAUUUUAACAUUCAAUGCAACCUAUAUUUACUGUGCUUAUUGCACUAAAUGUUUCGUAUAAAUGAAAGUGAAAAAUUCAAUUGAAACUGAUUGAUCAUCGUUACAGUAAUCUUUAACAAAGAAGUUCAAGAACAAGGAGUCUGUUUCAUAGUGCGCUAUUUUUUUAAUUUAAAGAUUUCUCGACAACCAAUAUGAAACAGUUAUAAUAAAUGUUUCAAGCUUGGCGUUGUCAUCAGUUACGAGUUGAUCACGUGACCGAAUCCUCAUCAUAAAGUUCAAACUGACAUGCUCUAAAAUUGUUCGAAAAAAAAUGUAGUCAUAACGAUGUUUAUCAUUAAAAUUUAAAUCCCAAUUCAAAUGUAGCUACUCCAUUGUCAAGCUCAUCAUCUGUCAGGGGAUAAAAGUUGUCCGUCUUAUAAUACACUUUUUAAGUCUAUUAAUUCUCGGCAACUGAUACAUAUACUAUAUGUAAAUCAAUUAUGGGAAAGCUUAUCGCAGUUUCUAUUAGUAGAAAAGUCAGAAAAUACGAGAUUGGUUUCUUCGUGGAAUGAGUUAAUGCUGUAAUCGGUUGUCAAUUUUGUGAUAUUGAAUAAUCUAUUAAAAAGGGGUACUCCUGAAGUAUGUGAACCGAGAUGGUGGACAGGUUAGGGUCAAGCAAUGAUUUUAAUCUAAUUUUCCGUAAUUUAGUUCUAUUACUAGUUUAGGGACUAGCCAAGUGACUCUCGUAGUAAUUGUACCUGAGAUUAUUGCUUAACGAUAACCUGGUACACAUACUACGUUCCGGUGUCCGCCAUCUUGAAUCGCGUAUUUUGGGAGUACCAAAUAAAUGCGAUGAAAGGAAUUUUAAUUUAUAUAUAACGUGGCAAUUA